This is a messenger RNA of Hyla sarda, 695 nucleotides long. RefSeq names its product ribosomal protein S7 (gene RPS7). The record is from RefSeq and is a predicted model, not a curated record. Bases 78 to 662 code for a protein of 194 amino acids. Gene Ontology annotation, cellular component: cytosolic small ribosomal subunit; 90S preribosome; small-subunit processome. The transcript is spliced from 7 exons. Gene Ontology annotation, molecular function: structural constituent of ribosome. Gene Ontology annotation, biological process: rRNA processing; ribosomal small subunit biogenesis; translation. NCBI's taxonomy places the organism in Eukaryota, Metazoa, Chordata, Amphibia, Anura, Hylidae.
CGCUUCCCCGAGAUCUGGGCGGCUCUCGCGGGAUCUCGCCCUCUUCCUAGGCCGUCACUGAGACAGGACGAAAGGCCAUGUUCAGCACGAGCGCCAAAAUAGUCAAGCCAAAUGGCGAAAAGCCGGACGAGUUUGAGUCUGGCAUCUCCCAGGCUCUGCUGGAGCUGGAGAUGAAUUCAGACCUCAAAGCUCAACUAAGGGAACUAAACAUUACUGCAGCUAAGGAAAUUGAAGUUGGAGGAGGUAGAAAAGCAAUUAUCAUCUUCGUUCCAGUCCCUCAGCUUAAGACUUUCCAGAAAAUUCAAGUCCGAUUGGUGCGCGAGCUGGAGAAAAAGUUCAGUGGCAAGCACGUCGUCUUUAUUGCUCAGAGAAGGAUCUUGCCCAAACCAACAAGGAAAAGCCGCACGAAAAACAAGCAGAAGCGUCCCAGAAGCCGUACCCUGACUGCAGUACAUGAUGCCAUCCUUGAAGACUUGGUGUUCCCAAGUGAAAUCGUGGGCAAGAGAAUCCGUGUGAAGUUGGACGGCAGUCGGCUUAUCAAAGUCCACUUGGACAAGGCACAACAGAACAAUGUCGAACACAAGGUUGAAACAUUUUCUGGUGUGUACAAGAAACUCACAGGCAAAGAUGUGAUUUUUGAAUUCCCAGAAUUCCAGCUGUAAAGUGCAACAUGAUCCAAUAAAAAGUACUUGUUA